Molecule: messenger RNA, 2955 nt
Organism: Seminavis robusta
Lineage: Eukaryota; Bacillariophyta; Bacillariophyceae; Naviculales; Naviculaceae
Source: the annotation of a GenBank genome assembly
AUGUCGAGUUUGGGUAUCUUGAGGCUCUUGGCGCAACGCCGCGUUGCCCACGGUCACGGUCAUGGCAGCUAUGGAAGAUAUCUUUCUCUUUCCAAGCAUCCCAAAUAUACUACCAGUACUACUACUAGUAGUGUAUCUUAUGGCCUAAGAAGCUUUUCGUCCAAGACUGAGGAAGACAAGAAGAUGACUGCUGAGCCCACCCGGAAUGCUACCCCUAUACCCCCGGAUAGAUAUACCCAACCCACAGCCGAUACCAGUAGCUUCAUGGCUGGUUUUGGUAACAGUCUACAGAAUUUCUCCCUGUUCAACUUUCAGUUUCCAUUGCGAGAACCAGAAGAAGGAAGUGGAUUUGACAACUUUUUGAAGCGCAAUAAGCUAGGAGGUUCUGAUGCUAGCAAUACCAAUAACAAUAAGAAGAAGGGUGAAAGUGAAGGUGAAAGUGAUGGCAAAAAAGAUAAAGACCAAGACAAAAACUACAAGAGUUCAGGUGGAGGGGGGAAUGACAACAAGAACAACAAUAACAACAAUGAUGAUGGUGACAAUGGCAAUCUGGUCAUUAUCACUACCAUGAUGUUGGUGGUGGCAGCCAUCAUGUCUUCAUCUUCCGGAAGAGACCAAUCCAGCAGAGACAACAACAGCAAUAACAGCAGCAAUCAGCAUUCGUACAGUACCAAUUCUACGGCAGACAGUCCUUCUGCUUCUACCAGUGGUGGUAUGAGUGCUGCCGCAGGAAGAGUCUUUGGAAACAACAACAGCAACAACAAACACAUUGCCAAUCAUUUGGAUCUCACAUGGGGAGAAUUCCUCAAACUCCUCGAACACGAUGCCGUUUUCAAGAUUGUCAUUCAUCAGGGACAAGCUGGAAAUGACGAUCAUCAUGCCAGUACACGGGCACGAGUCUACAUGAAACCCGGCGUCAAUCUAGAUUCGGUCCUCCUCUCUGGAACAACCGCCGACGUGAUGCCCGAUGACAAUGAAUGGUCUACUGGAGGUGACACUAACAACACUACUACUAGCAAUAAUAAUCCGGAAUGGUCGUCCACGAAUGGCUUAACGACAACAACCGCAUCCAACAACCACAACAAUACACCCCUCAUUUAUCGAAACUUGCGCAUUGGAUCGGCACAAUCGUUGGAGCGCAAGUUAGAAGAAGCCCAACGAGCACUGGGACGAAGUCCCCAACAAGAUAUCCCCGUCCAAUAUCAAGUGGACAGUAGUGUCGCUACGGAAUUAUUGGGAUUGUUGCCAUGGAUUUUAUUGAGUGGAUUCCUCGUGGCAUCGUUUCGAGGUGCCGCCGGACGCAUGGGUGGUGUCGGUGCUACUGGCUCGUCGGGCAGCGGCGGCAUGUUUGGCAUGGGCAAGAGUACGGCACAAAAAUUCACCAAGGAAAUGAAUAUCAAUAUUGGAUUUGCCGAUGUCGCCGGAUGUGACGAAGCCAAACGAGAAAUCAAAGAGUUUGUCGAAUUCUUGCAAACGCCCGAUCGAUUCACACAGUUGGGAGCCAAAAUACCAAAGGGCGCUCUCUUGGCGGGGCCACCUGGAACGGGAAAGACCCUGUUGGCCAAGGCGGUGGCUGGAGAAUCUGGAGUUCCCUUUUACUCAUUGGCGGGAAGUGAAUUCUUGGAAAUGUUUGUGGGUGUUGGACCCUCCCGUGUCCGUGAUUUGUUUCGAGAGGCACGAGAGAAUGCCCCCUGCAUCAUUUUCAUUGAUGAGAUUGACUCGAUUGGAAGAAAGAGGGGCAAAUCUUCUGCCAUGGGAGGAAACGAUGAACGCGAAAAUACUCUCAAUCAGCUCUUGGUGGAAAUGGAUGGGUUUGAUCCUAGCGCGGGGGUAGUGUGCCUUGCCGGUACAAACAGAGAUGAUAUUCUGGAUCCAGCAUUGACUCGGCCUGGACGAUUUGAUCGAAAGAUCCAAGUGGAUCUGCCCGAUAUUCAAGGUCGCAAGGAAAUCUUUCAGGUGCAUUUGAAAAAGAUUACACUUGUGGAAGGAAUGGGACCAGUCAUCAGUCCAGAUGCCAAAAGUGACGACAACAGUGAUAACGACAAGGAAGAACCAGAAAUGACACCAGAACAACGACAAGCCAUUGAUAACGUGGCCUCACGAUUGGCUGGACUGACGCCAGGUUUUUCUGGAGCUGAUAUUGCCAACAUUUGUAAUGAAGCGGCCAUUGUCGCGGCCCGUCGCAAUGCCGACUCUGUCAUUAUGGACGACUUUGAAAAAGCCACGGAUCGUGUCAUUGGUGGAUUGGAAUCCAACCGAAUCAUGUCCAAAGAAGAACGUAGCAUUGUGGCCUACCAUGAAGCUGGUCACGCGGUGGCCGGCUGGUUCUUGGAACAUGCGGAUCCACUCUUGAAGGUCACCAUCAUUCCCCGGGCCAGUGGAGCUCUUGGUUUUGCUCAGUACUUGCCCAAGGAAGUAAACUUGCGAACCCAAGAUCAAAUCAUGGACAUUGUAGCCAUGGCAUUGGCAGGGCGUGCCGCCGAAGAGGUAUUCUUUGGCAGUGUCACCACGGGAGCAUCGGAUGAUUUGCGCCGUGUCACACAAAUGGUCUACAGCACCAUUCAGUUGUACGGUAUGAACGAUCGGUUAGGUCAACUGGCAUUCCCCAAGGAUCCAACCGCCAUGUGGGAAGAACGUCGGUAUUCGGAAAAGACGGCCAAGGCCAUGGACGAAGAAGCCAAACACAUUGUGGACCAGGCAUACGAGCGAACCUUGGCCCUCAUGAGAGAGCGCAAGGAUGAAGUAGACAAGGUUGCCAAGUUGUUGCUGGAGAAAGAGACCGUCAAUCAUGAUGAGAUUUAUGAUUUGAUUGGAGCACGACCGUUUGGAGGCGACAAGAACUAUGAAGAGUAUGUCUCGCGACGUCAGGCCGAGAGGAAGCAAAAGGCCGGCGACGCAGCUGAGGGUGAAGCUACCGACGAUGCCAAUGCCCCGAACCUGAACCCUUCGUUUUAA